Molecule: messenger RNA, 1881 nt
Organism: Aspergillus viridinutans
Lineage: Eukaryota; Fungi; Ascomycota; Eurotiomycetes; Eurotiales; Aspergillaceae
Exons: 8
Coding region: 1-1881 (626 amino acids)
Source: RefSeq, a predicted model, not a curated record
AUGCUACAUGCGUCCGAAUUAGACGAGAAUCAAUGGGAAUCUGUCCUCCGAAACUGCGGUCUAAUGCAUGGUUGGACGGUUGACCUGGAGAGGAACAUUGUCAAACCCGCUCCUCGAACUGCCUCGAAGACACCAGCGGAGAGGCCAGGAAAUGCCCCAGCGGCUGCUCAAGCCAAGGAGAGUAGCACAGCAAAAACGACAGACCUGACGACAAAGGCAACCGAGGGACAGCCAUCUGCAGCCCCGAAGUAUGAGGACCAAGAGGCGAAAAAAGACCAGACGCAGGAAACAAGCCCUACCACUCCCGCGGGUCCCAUUGAACCCUCCACAAAGGUGGCCCCGGCAAAGGAAAUCGUCAGCCAACUUCCCAAAAAGGCUAACGCACUGCCUUCCUUUGUGGUGAAUGAUGAGUCCAAGAUCGCCGUCUCUCUUGUAAGCCAUGAGCUCCAGGAAUCGAUGGCACGAAAUAGCUUCUCAUCUACCUCUUUCGAGAGCGAGGCAUCCGGCGGCUUCAAGGGUUUCAGCGUCGGCGUCACCGGCGGUAACAAGUCAAGUACUACGGAGGGGGGGGGGCCAAGGCGGAAACAAUAUUCGAAAAGAAACCUAGAACCGACAGAGGCCCUGCGCAGUGCGGUGGACAAGGUGCGCAGGUCUAAGAACAUCAAUGACCUCCGUGCGCUACAGGCGGAGUUCGCCCAUAUCUUUUGCCAUGAAGUCACUGUCGGAGGCAGUCUGCAGACCACCAGAGUCACCGACAGCAAAAACACUGCGAGUGAGUCCCGCCAGAAGGAGGAGUUUAAAGCACAGUGGUUCGGCAAAGGCCUCAAGCAGACAGGUUCGAACAAUGAAGACGCCAGGAAUGAAAUCGAUGUCAGUGAUAUGUCUGCAUUCGAGGCCAAGGGAGGGCAGACUAUUAUCGCCGCCAAUCCAGUGAUGUGGUGUGCAUCUUUGCUUCCGUUCAAUAACUGGAGGGUCAUCGAAAGAUCAGAGCCAUCCUUGCUCGCGACGGCCAUUAGUCACUGCAAUGACGCCAAGAUGGCUAAUGUCAAGCAAUGGUUCCUCGCUGCUGUGCCUCAGCUGCCCCAGUAUUUGACGAUCCCUCCAUCCCGUUGCCUCGAUGUGCGGUUGAAGCUCCAGUCCGACAUCCCAGGAUUCACUCGGGAAGUUGGCGACAACAACACCCCGAAAGAAAAGCAGCAUCAUAUCUGCAAUUACCUAGGUCAUCAGUUCGGCAAGGGCGUCCAUCCAAUCCGCAUGGGUCUUAAACGUAGAGAAAUAAAAGUCACUGAGACCAAAUUCGGCGGCGGUGCAUCCUUUGGAAUGCUCGUCACAGAUCUUACUAGGGAGUUCACACAGCUCAAGCACGGCAGUUUAGUCGCACUACGAAGCUGCCACGAUAAGAUGAACCUCUACCUCACUAUUUUCCGCAACGAACAGGGCGUCGUCCUGCCCGCCAUUACCGACUCAGGAGAGUUACCCAUGUGGCGAGUACAAAAGGUUGGAGGGUCUACCGCCCAGUAUAUCAAAGAGGGUGAACCUAUUCGACUAUGCUGGCGGUUUUCUGAUCAGACAUGCGGCUUCCAUAAUGGGGCAGCGAUGGUGAUAAGCCCUUCAUUGUUGACAAAGCCUGUGUUGACUAGGUUGAACGUGAUUGUGGAUAAAGGGGACAAUCUGAAGGAUAGCAUCACCUAUAACCUCUUUAAUGUCACCUUCCGAAUUGAUUUGAUCAGAAACCACGCCUCCAGUGAGAUCAUGGACUACAUGACACGAAGCCUUGAUCAACGAACCAGCACCCCCUGGUCACGGCGGAGACCGGCUCCAGGUCCACCACUUGGAGCGUGGGCGAUGCACAGCAGGCAGCGGACACCUAUGCAGAAAUAG